AUGGAGCGACCAUCCAUAGCAGUGCUGGUGGCACUUGUCGUUUUUCUUUAUGGGUUUGUUCGGCUUCUCUCCGUUGGAAGGCGUCCAAAAGACUACCCACCAGGUCCGCCGACGAUCCCUGUACUGGGCAACAUUCACCAGAUGCCUACCAGAGAUGCACAUCUCCAAUUUGAGAAAUGGGCCCGCGAGUACGGUGACAUCUACUCUCUCAUGCUGGGAACCCAAACCAUGAUCGUCCUUUCCAGUGACGAAGCUGUCAAAGAGUUGCUAGAUCGAAACAGCGGAAACUUCAGCAACCGUCUGGAGAUGUAUUUCCGCAAAAUGAUCCACCAUCUUCUCAACGCUACCGUUGCGCCUCAAUACGUGCCCUAUCAGAUUCUCGAGAACAAGCAGAUGCUGAACGACCUUCUUGAUACACCCAACGACUUCUUGAAGCAUAUUCGACGAUAUUCGAAUGCCCUGACCACCUCCAUGGUCUUUGGAUGGCGUACGCCCACCUACGAAGACGAUGCCGUCAAGCAAUUAUUCGACGGACUCUCCGAGUUUGCAGAUAUCAACCAGACUGGCGUGGCAGCAUUACUGGAUGCAUUUCCUCUACUGAGGAAACUACCAGAGACUUUGCUGCCCGUGCAGAAGAAGGCGAAAGAGUUGCACAAGGUCGAACGAGAACUCUACCUUCGUCAUUGGCUCAGAGCGAAGAAGGAGAUUAAGGAAGACACCAUCAAGCAUUGUGUCGGGAUGGCAGAAGCUCAGAAGAAAGAAGGGUUCUCCGAUGCUCAGGCGGCGUACAUUUCCGGUACUCUCCUAGAAGCUGGCUCUGACACGACAUCAAGCACUCUUUACGCCUUUGCCGAAUUGCCAUACAUCAGGAUGAUCAUGAAAGAAACACUGAGAUGGGCACCAACCACAGUCCUCGGCGCCGUAUCCCACGUCACCACCGAGGCCGCCACUUACAAAGGCUACUACAUCCCUGCCGGCGCCGGUGUCAUGAACAACGUCUGGGCCAUCCACAAUGAUCCCGCUCGCUCACCAAAUCCUCACCUGUUCGACCCGAACCGCUUCAAAGAUGACAAGCUCUCACUCUACGAUUCUACCUCCAACCCCGACCCAUCUAAACGUGACUGCUUCACCUUCGGCGCUGGCCGACGCAUCUGUCCGGGAAUGCACGUUGCGGAACGAAGUCUGUUCCUCGGGAUGGCGAGGUUGCUGUGGGCCUUCAGUAUCAAGCCUGCAAAGGAUGCGGACGGAAAUGAGAUUGUGCCGCAGGGACAGAAGUUCACACAAGGAUUUGUCUGCAUGCCUGAGGAAUUCCCGGCGGACAUUGUGAGGACGGAAUGGCAAGUGGCUGGAUCACAGUCGUUGGAUCAUGACACGAAGCAGUGGAUUGCUUCGCCGAUUUGA
This is a messenger RNA of Zymoseptoria tritici IPO323, 1401 nucleotides long. It is a transcript of the gene CYP-18, whose product is annotated as putative P450 monooxygenase. The coding region runs from base 1 to 1401 and encodes 466 amino acids. The record is from RefSeq and is a predicted model, not a curated record. Gene Ontology annotation, molecular function: monooxygenase activity; oxidoreductase activity, acting on paired donors, with incorporation or reduction of molecular oxygen; iron ion binding. The transcript is spliced from 5 exons. NCBI's taxonomy places the organism in Eukaryota, Fungi, Ascomycota, Dothideomycetes, Mycosphaerellales, Mycosphaerellaceae.